Messenger RNA from Lycium ferocissimum, 402 nucleotides. RefSeq lists its product as uncharacterized. The record is from RefSeq and is a predicted model, not a curated record. The transcript has a single exon. NCBI's taxonomy places the organism in Eukaryota, Viridiplantae, Streptophyta, Magnoliopsida, Solanales, Solanaceae. The coding region runs from base 1 to 402 and encodes 133 amino acids.
AUGGCCCUUUGGGCAUUGAAAAAGCUGAACAUGGAUUGGCAUGAAACAACCAAGCUGAGGUUGUUUCAAAUCAACGAGAUGGAUGAAUUUAGGUACAACACCUAUGAAAGUGCAAAGUUGUACAAGGAAAAGAUAAAAUACUAUCAUGACUCGAAGAUCCUCAAAAGGGAUUUUCAGCGAAAGGACUUGGUCCUGUUGUACAAUUCACGCCUAAAGUUCUUUUCGGGCAAGCUAAAGUCUCGAUGGUCCGGUUCAUUUGAAAUUGUAAGUGUUUCCCUAAAUGGAAGUGUCAUUGAGGUGAAAACCGAGGAUGGCGCUCGAACACUCAAAGUGAAUGCACAAAGAGUGGCUCUUAUCAUUGGUGCAUUGAUGAUGGUAAAGUGGUUGAUCGGUAUCGUUUGA